This is a messenger RNA of Diabrotica virgifera virgifera (western corn rootworm), 3519 nucleotides long. RefSeq names its product zinc finger protein 501-like. NCBI's taxonomy places the organism in Eukaryota, Metazoa, Arthropoda, Insecta, Coleoptera, Chrysomelidae. Gene Ontology annotation, molecular function: DNA-binding transcription factor activity, RNA polymerase II-specific; RNA polymerase II cis-regulatory region sequence-specific DNA binding. Bases 124 to 1557 code for a protein of 477 amino acids. Gene Ontology annotation, cellular component: nucleus. The record is from RefSeq and is a predicted model, not a curated record. The transcript is spliced from 5 exons. Gene Ontology annotation, biological process: regulation of transcription by RNA polymerase II.
UCACAAAUGUCACAGUCAAAGUCAAAUAGUCAAAUGUCCCGGCGUCGGCAUCUUCACUUACAGAUUUUAAAAUUUCAGUUUUUAUUCUUUAUUCAGUUGAUUUGUAAUUGUAAGUAAUAAGUAAUGGAAUUUAACACUGAAAUUGAUGAAAAGUUUGUUGAACAUGACCAAAAAUAUAUCCUUAGUCAGCUGUCCACAUCAAUGGAUUUAAAGAAUGAACCAGAAGAAGAAAAGUCCAGUAAAACAACAGUGGGAGUAAAACUCAAAAUUAAGGAAGAGUUUGUUGAAGGCGGCCAAAUAUAUGUAGAGAGUCAGCUAUUUACAUCUCUAGAUCAUAAAGAGUUGAAGAAUGAACCAGAAGAAGAUAUUUCAGAUAUGGAAGUCAAAGUUGAAAUUAAGAAAGAGUUUCCUGAAGAUGAACAAAGAUAUGUAGAGAGUCAGCUAUUCACAUCUCUAGAUCACAAAGAGUUGAAGAAUGAACCAGAAGAAGCUAGUUCAGAUAUGGGAGUCAAAGUUGAAACUAAGGAAGAGAUCGCUGAAGAUGAACAAGGAUAUGUUGAGAGCCUGCUAAUUACACCUCAAGAGCUUAGAGACUUAAAGAAUGAGCCAUGUGAAGAUAACUUGGGUAUUUCUUACAAUAAGAACCCAAUGGAAAUUAUGGAAACGUUACCUGAAGAUUCGUUUAAUAAAAAACAAAUAAGUCUAAACUCCGAAGAAGUAUCAAUAAAUAAUUCUAAUUGUUCUCAAGAUAAUUUAAAUGAACUUAUGAAAGUUGAGCCUGAAGCAGGACUAUACAAAUGUGAAAUUUGUUUGAAGCAGUAUACUAAAAGAGCUUAUUUGAAAAAACAUUUAAAAAGGCACACAAGUCGCCCAAAACGCACUGAAGGAACACCUUACACAUGUGAAAUUUGUGAAAAGCAGUUUUCUCGUGCAUAUUAUUUGAAACGACAUAAGAGAUGGCAUACUGGAGAAAAACCUUAUAAGUGUGAAACCUGUCUUAAACAGUUUCGUUAUGCAACUAAUUUGACGGUUCAUUUGAGAGUGCAUACUGGUGAAAAACCUCACAAGUGUGAAUUUUGUCCUAAGCAGUUUAAUGAUCCAUAUUAUUUGAAAAUACAUUUGAGGAGACAUACAGGAGAAAAACCGUAUGCCUGCGAAAUUUGUUCCAAGCAGUUUUCUCGGAAACGACUUUUGGAAAGUCAUAACAUGAUUCACACUGUUGAAAACCCUUACAAAUGUGAAUUUUGUUCUAAGCAGUUUACUUCUUCAAAUAAUUUGAAAAGACAUUUGAGAGUGCAUACGGGAGAAAAACCCUUCGAGUGUGAAAUUUGUUUUAAGCAAUUUAGUGAAGCAAGCAGUUUGAAAAAGCAUUUGCGAGUGCACACUGGAGAAAAGCCGUAUACGUGUGACAUUUGUUUUAGGCAAUUUGCUCAAUCAAGCGAUUUAAAAAAACAUUUGGCAACACACACUGGAGAAAAACAUGAGUGUGGAAUUUGUUCGCAGAAGUUUUCUCGAAAAUAUAAUUUAAAUAAGCAUAUGAAAUUACACAAUAAUUGAUAAACUUUAAUGUUAACAUGUUAAUCGCCCAAAUGAAGCGAAAAAUAUCCCACCUCCAGGCCCAACUUAGUUUUUCUAGUAAAUCAUUAAGUUUUUACACUGGAUAUGAUAUACUGGCUGUUAUAAAGUUCUAGGUUAAAAAAAUUCUGUAAAAAUGUAUUUUGAAAAUGACGCCCUACUUAUGGGUUUCAGAUUCUCUGACGACCUAGCGCCGCGAAACCCGAAUUUCGAUUGUCAUUUUUUUUUCGAAUUCUAACAAGUCUGUGUGUGUUAAAAUUGCAAAUGUUUUAUUUAGUCUACAAUCCAUUCGUUGAAACUUGUCGGUACUUUGUUUUACAAAUAACAAUUGUUUUGUAUAAAUAUCUUUAUAAAUAUCGUUGAAUUCAUAAUUUUACUUUGAUCAAAUAUGUUUCUAUUAUGUUUUUGAUUAUGCUGAAUCCGAAUAUAGCAUUACAAUUUGAAAAUUAAAAAAAAUGAGCUCUUAUACAGUAUGUCUGCGUAACUGGGAACCAUUUUUAUUAUUAACUUUACGAAAAAAGUUAUUCUUCAUAAAAUGCUUUGCAUAGUCUAAAAUCUAAAACCAUCAGAUAUCAAAUUUUUAUCAAUUUUAUACGAGGUACGUCAAAAAUAUGAAUUUUGUUAAAGAGUAAAGUACCUUUAUAUUAUAUUUCAGAAUAUCAAAAAUUGUUAUUAUGAAAAUUUGUUUGUUUGGAAUUAAAAACUAUGUUUUAAUAUGCAAUUGGAGGGUUUAUUUCAGAAACAACCAAUGUCACAAAAUCGUUAUAAUUUUAGGGCUAUGGUGGUUUAGUCACGAUAAGUUUGUGAUAAAUGUAAAUGUUAAUUUGCUAUCAAGUAGUGCCAAUAGUUAAAAAUUUCAUAAAAGUGACAUUGGUUGUUUUAGAAAUAAACCCUUCAAUUACAUCCUUCUAAUUGAAAAAAAAAAUUGCAAAUUUUUCUCAAAUUGCGGAUACAAACAUAAUUUUAUUACAAAUAUGAUAACUAUUUUAUUAUCCACUUUACGAAAAAAGUUAUUCUUCACAAAAUGGUCUAAAGGUAUGUAAACAAAUAUGAAUUUCGCUUAACAGUUAAGUACCUACCUUUAUAGUUCACAAUAUUUCAAUUAGAAGGAUAUAAAUUAAACAACUUUUCUCAAUAAAAAUUUCGAGAUUUUGAAAUAUAAAGAAACUUUACUCUUGAGCGAAAUUCAUAUUUUUUGACAUGCCUCGUAUAAAAUUAAUAAAACUUGAUAUCUGGUGGUUGCAUCUUAAGGCCGCGUCUCACCAUCAAAUAAUUUGAUCAAACAGUUUGAGCAAACUUGACGUACUUGAGGAAGUACGUCAAAGUGACGUCACAAUUGCAGUUUUUUGAAAUUCUAAAAAUCUGUGCUCUCACUAUCAGUCUAGUUUGAUCAAAUUUUUUGUAUUGAGUUGUCUAACUUGUUUGUACUUUAUUUAAAAUUAAAAUUUUUCAUUAUUAUCCACAAUGAACACUCAGGAUGUGACGUCACUAACUGUCACUUUCAGUUUGCUCAAAUUAUUUGAUGGUGGGACGCGGCCUUGAUGUAACUGGAGUCUUUAGAUUCUAUACGAUGCAGAGCAUUUUAUAAAGAAUAACUUUUUUUCGUAAAAAUGAUAAUAAAAAAGUUACUGUACAAGACAUACUGUACAAGAGCUAAAAAAAUUUUUAACAUUUAUUAUUUUUUAAGCUUGUUAUUAAAUGUAAUUUAGUUAAGUUGUAACGUUAUGGCUUCUAUAUAUAGGUUAGUUCAAGUCGCGUCGUCACCCCCCAACGGUGUUGUCAUAUUUUGAAAGUCACAACGACUCUUCUGCCAUAAUUACCUCUUACUUUCGGCGUGACGUGUUAUCUUAUGAACUUUUAACGUGAGUAGGUACAUUAUACAAUUGUCUAUUCCAAUUGAUUGAUAUAUUUCUUUUAAAAAUACUAAUAUUUUAUUAUUACUGU